Messenger RNA from Vitis riparia (riverbank grape), 906 nucleotides. RefSeq names its product probable E3 ubiquitin-protein ligase ZFP1. NCBI's taxonomy places the organism in Eukaryota, Viridiplantae, Streptophyta, Magnoliopsida, Vitales, Vitaceae. The transcript is spliced from 2 exons. Gene Ontology annotation, cellular component: nucleus. Bases 1 to 906 code for a protein of 301 amino acids. Gene Ontology annotation, molecular function: ubiquitin protein ligase activity. The record is from RefSeq and is a predicted model, not a curated record.
AUGGAUUCUGCAUCUUUUGCCCAGCCACAGUUCAGAGCAAUCAUGGAAGUAGGAUCUCACAGAAGUGUGAGGAACAGAUCAGGUGCUGUUGGGCUGGAUUCUGUUCUGGAACAUAAUCAUAAUCAUAUGGUUCAAGGAAUCCAUAUUGGCCAUCCUUUUCAGCCUUCUGGCAAUCCCUGGGUUGACCAACGAUCAGGCAAUAAUGGUAGUGAUGGGGGAACUUUGGCCUGGAAUCAUGGACUGCUUUACCUUAUUUGCAUGGGAGCAAUAUCAGUAGAGGUUCUAGAGAGGCUUGGAAUGUGGGUAUACAGGGAUAUCAUGAUACAUCUAGUGGCAGAAGUUCCACCAAUUACCUUCAACCUUCUGUCCUUCACUGGCACCAUAAUCUUCAUUAUCCACCACCACCACCACCACCACUGCUGCAAGGAGCAAGAAGUUGGUGUAGAGGCAGGGCCCAGGCAUCCAGGUCCUGUUCCACCUACUGGGAUUAGAACAUACCCAUCUCAUCGAGGGGGAGUCGUACCUGAGGCAACAUCGAGACAUGGUAAUCUUCCUUACUUGAGAAUGCUCCCAGCAGAAGAAGUUGCCAUACUAGAUCUUUCAGCAUUUUAUGAAGUAGGGGAAGUAAGCACUGGGUUGUCAGAGAAAUCCAUCACAAAUUGUCUAAAAACUAGAACUUAUAUAUCUUUAACUUGUCUCAAUCUGAAAGAAGCUGCAAGUAUGGAUCAGGAAAAUGAUUCCUGCAUUAUAUGCCGGGAGGAGUAUCAGAAUCAUGAGAAGAUUGUAUUUCUUGAUUGUGGGCAUGAGUACCAUGCAGAUUGCUUGAAGAAGUGGCUGCUGGUGAAGAAUGUCUGCCCCAUCUGCAAAGCCCCAGAAAUGACCCCAAAGAAUGUCUGUCCCAAGUAG